Molecule: messenger RNA, 753 nt
Organism: Lepus europaeus (European hare)
Lineage: Eukaryota; Metazoa; Chordata; Mammalia; Lagomorpha; Leporidae
Gene: CRYBB1
Product: crystallin beta B1
Exons: 5
Coding region: 1-753 (250 amino acids)
Biological process (GO): visual perception; lens development in camera-type eye
Molecular function (GO): structural constituent of eye lens
Source: RefSeq, a predicted model, not a curated record
AUGUCUCAGGCUGUGAAGGCCACAGCCACGGCGGCCGUGAACCCAGGGCCAGAUGCCAAAGGGAAGGGGGCCCCCCCGGCAGGACCAGCCCCCGGCUCCGGCCCUGCCCAGGCCCCAGCCUCGGUGCCCUUGCCCGGAGCCAAAGCGGGAGACCUGCCUCCUGGGAGCUACAAGUUGGUGGUCUUCGAACAGGAGAACUUCCAGGGCCGCCGCGUGGAAUUCUCGGGGGAGUGCGUGAACCUGGGCGACCGCAGCUUUGACCGAGUGCGCAGCCUCAUUGUCACCUCGGGACCCUGGGUUGCCUUUGAGCAGUCCAACUUCCGUGGGGAGAUGUUCGUGCUGGAGAAGGGAGAGUACCCACGCUGGGACACCUGGUCCAGCAGCUACCGCAGUGACCGCCUCAUGUCCUUCCGGCCCAUUAAGAUGGACUCCCAGGAGCACAAGAUCUGCCUGUACGAAGGUGCCAACUUCAAGGGCAACACCAUGGAGAUCCAGGAGGACGACGUGCCCAGCCUCUGGGUCUACGGCUUCUGUGACCGCGUGGGCAGCGUGAAGGUCGCCAGUGGAACGUGGGUUGGCUACCAGUAUCCCGGCUACCGCGGGUACCAGUACCUCCUGGAGCCUGGAGACUUCCGGCACUGGAAUGACUGGGGGGCCUUCCAGCCACAGAUGCAGGCCGUGCGCCGCCUGCGCGACCGGCAGUGGCACCGCGAGGGCUGCUUCCCUGUGCUGGCCGCCGAGCCCCCGCAGUGA